Messenger RNA from Pyrus x bretschneideri (Chinese white pear), 2652 nucleotides. Its product is annotated as cytochrome P450 71B34-like. Gene Ontology annotation, molecular function: heme binding; oxidoreductase activity, acting on paired donors, with incorporation or reduction of molecular oxygen; iron ion binding. NCBI's taxonomy places the organism in Eukaryota, Viridiplantae, Streptophyta, Magnoliopsida, Rosales, Rosaceae. The record is from RefSeq and is a predicted model, not a curated record. The transcript has 2 exons. Bases 1014 to 2567 code for a protein of 517 amino acids.
GGGGUUGCUAGAAAGAUCAUCUACUUGAAUCAUAUUUUGUAGACCAAUAUGUAAGGGUUAAUUGGUUUUUUUUUUUUUUUUAACUAUAAGAGAAUGAAAUCAACCAUCAACUGCCACCUCAUAUGGUCUUAAAAAUAAAGUCUAAAAACAUAAUUUCCCUAACAUUUUCCUUCCUUUCUUAACUCUCCCUUCUUCUACGUCAUGCAUUCCCUUCCGUCUUUUUUCUUUUUCCCCUCUUCUCAUCCAAUAUAACAUAUGGGAAUUUCAAUUAGUUUUGAUAGAAUUUGAAGCAUCUUAUUCAAAUGCUCCACAUUCAAGAUAUCAAAAAACCACCAGCAACAUGAUAAGCUUUGUGAAUAACCUCUAGAGAUUGUUAAUUAAAAUGCUCCAAAUCUGUGUAACAAAUUUCAGAAAAAGAAAAAAAAUAGGGCGGAACAUGCUGAUAAAGUUCUUUGCAAAUCUGUGUAACAAUUUUCAGAAAAAGAAAACAAAUUGGUGACAAAAUUAUGCAAAUUCAUUGGAGAAGAAGAGAGUGUGAGAUCAGCGGCGGAUCUAAAUUUUUAACAUCAAGUGAUCCUCUUAUAAAAGCUUAAAAAUAUUUAUAAAAAAAAAAAAAAAGAAAAAAAAAAAAGAGGGCUGUAAAAGCUACGGUACACAUUAAUGUGAUUCCACAACUGUGAUAGGGUUAAAAUAAAAAACAUAAAUAUUUCUUGUGUUAUAAGUCUUUUUGGUUUUCUCCAGCCGCCUGGAUAUGUCAAAUAGAGAAUCUGGUUUGGACUCGUUUUUGAGAAAAGCGAGUCCGGCUGCACGUCUCUGACCUUAAUAAAAUGAUUCUUUGUAUUCUUUUUCUACUAUUAAAUACUAUAAUAGUCAAUAAUGUGAGUAAAAUAUUCAUAUGCGUUGAAAGGCAUACAUGAUGCAUCCCCCUCAGGAUCCCGUUACGAAAUCUCUAGCUCUUCUAUUAUAUACAGACGAAGACCUCAGAAAAAGCAUUUCAUUAGAAAGCUCCAACCAUGGCUCUCAUCACCCCCGUAAUGUUCUGGCUUCUACUUCUCCUACUUAUCCCUCUACUUCUUCUACUUAAAAAGAAGCAAAAUGUCGAUAAAACCCCACAAAAUAAGCAAAAGCACCUUCCACCAAGCCCUCCCAGGCUCCCCCUCAUAGGCAAUUUACACCAACUCGGUUCACCACCCCACCGAUCCCUGCUCCAACUCUCCAAAAAGUACGGGCCCGUCAUGCUCCUCCACCUCGGCCGCGUCCCCGCCGUCGUAAUCUCAUCCGCCGAAGCCGCCAAAGACGUCUUAAAAACCAACGACCUCCACUGCUGCAGCCGGCCCACCUACGCCGGGUCCCGUCGGCUCACGUACAACUAUCUAGACGUGGCAUUUUCGCCCUACAGCGACUACUGGAGAGAGAUUAGAAAAAUAUGCGUGGUCGAGCUUUUCAGCGUGAAAAGGGUCCAGUCUUACCGGUCAAUCCGUGAAGAAGAAGUGGCUAAAAUGGUAAAAUCAAUCUCUGAUCACUCUUCAUCUUCUGUCGCUCCUGUCGACGUCAGCGAAAUGUUGUUCGCCCUAGUUGCAAGCAUAGUGUUUAGAGUAGGGUUUGGGACGAGCUUGCAGAGCAGCAAUUACAAGAGCGGUAAGGCUAUUCACAAGCUCCUUCACGACAUCGAAACCAUGCUAGGAGGCAUGUCGGGAGCCGAGUACUUUCCGGCAUGGAUCGGGUGGAUUAUCGACAGGGUUACCGGUGUGCAAAAGAAGUUUGAUCGGAUUACGAGAGAAUUGGAUGCGUUUUUCCAGCAGCUCGUUGAUGAUCAUUUGACGGCUGGGAGGAAACAAGAAGAACAUGAAGACAUAAUUGAUGCGUUGCUUAGAACAUUGAAGGAGCAAACUGGCCUGGUUGGAGCUGCACAACUUGGUCAUGCUAGCGUCAAGGCUGUCCUCUUGAACUUACUUUUAGGUGGAAUAGACACUGGUGCAAUUACAAUGUGGUGGGCAAUGGCAGAGCUAAUUAAGAACCCUAGAGUGAUGAAGAAAGCGCAACAAGAAGUCAGAAAUUGCAUUGGAAACAAAGGAUUAGUCAGUGAAAGUGAUAUGGAGCAGCUUGAGUACCUAAAGAUGAUAAUCAAAGAAACUCUAAGACUGCAUCCUCCAGCUCCAAUGAUUCUUCCAAGAGAAGCCAUGUCCCACUUCAAAAUCCGAGGCUAUGAUGUGGACCCCAGAACACUCAUCCUUGUGAAUGAAGGGGCAAUCGCACGAGACCCUAAGAUUUGGAACGACCCAGAAAAGUUUUUCCCAGAAAGGUUUGAUGGAAGCUCGGUUGAUUUUAAAGGACAACAUUAUGAAUAUUUGCCAUUUGGAGCUGGUCGGAGAAUGUGUCCAGGGAUAUACAUGGCGACAACGACACUAGAGUUUGGACUUGCAAAUCUUGUCUACUGGUUUGAUUGGAAAUUGCCUAAUGGGAUGAAGGCGGAAGAUUUGGACAUGGAAGAAUCAACUGACGCUUCUCUCACCGUAGCUAUGAAAAAUCCUCUCUUACUUGUACCCGAGAAAUUUUAUCAUAAUUAAGAGUCCUAAUAUCAUUAGGAUUUGAUAAGAAGAAUUUACGAUUAUGAUUUUUUUUGUCAAACGAUUAUGAUUGAAUUGAGUUAAA